Molecule: messenger RNA, 795 nt
Organism: Linum tenue
Lineage: Eukaryota; Viridiplantae; Streptophyta; Magnoliopsida; Malpighiales; Linaceae
Source: the annotation of a GenBank genome assembly
UCGCCUUCGGCGGAAUACAGUUUCGUGCGGCAGCUGCGUUAAGAAAGGAAGAGCUUGGGGUUCUACCAAAAAAAAAGAAAGUGGAAGAGGUUGGUGACUGCUGUUUCGGUUUCUACUCUGUGAGGCAGCGCGGAGAAGAACGAAUUGAGGAUCCAGAGAACAAGAAUGGGGCUUCAAGAAAAAAAGGAAAACGCAAAAAAUGGAGGAAGUUCGAGCAAAGAGCUUUUGCGGCUGGAAAAGGAGGGUUCAGCCAUAGCCCGGUCGGCUCGCGAAUCUUCACUUCUCUUCUUUGGGAAAGAUUCGAGCGUUCAUCUAUCUAAAGCAGCUCCUUACGAUGGGAAACUUACGACUGCUGCAGUUCCUGCCAGCCAAGUGCUAGGAAGAGUUAAAGAUCUACUGGAACUCAUAGCAAAACAGCCAGAUCCCAAGGAUAAUUCCGGGAACUGUGACAUUGAAGCACUCACAGGAAACGAAUCCGAAGUUAUUGAAAUGGACUUGAUGCUGGGUGUAGCAGAGCUUCACAAUGAGCAAGCUGUAGCUGCUGCUGAAGCUGCCCUAGCUGGAGCCCUAACACUGAUAACAUUGGAUGGUAGUAGUAGCAGCGAGUCAGACUCGGAAGAUUCAAGCGAUGAUGAAUGUGAUACGGAAGGUGUUGAUGAUCAUGAUAGUGCAAGAAAUGACGAUAUCAGGAAAGACGCUUCAUCAAAUGACGCAUCAACGUUCAGCAGAGAUGGUUCAACUGGUGUUGUCAACAAGAGCCCAAAGAAGCAACCUAAAAUUAUUCAGAUGCUUUGA